Necator americanus (New World hookworm) is the source of this 1449-nucleotide messenger RNA. RefSeq lists its product as uncharacterized. The record is from RefSeq and is a predicted model, not a curated record. Gene Ontology annotation, cellular component: mitochondrion. Gene Ontology annotation, molecular function: nucleotidyltransferase activity; tRNA binding. Gene Ontology annotation, biological process: mitochondrial tRNA 3'-end processing; tRNA 3'-terminal CCA addition. Bases 1 to 1449 code for a protein of 482 amino acids. Lineage: Eukaryota; Metazoa; Nematoda; Chromadorea; Rhabditida; Ancylostomatidae. The transcript is spliced from 16 exons.
AUGAUAGUGAAGAGUCUCGUCCAAAAGUUCAGUAGUUCGUUCAUUCGUCCUGUGCUAGCUAAGAACAGGAUAAAUCCAAGAAAGAUGAAGAUCGAUACACCGGAAUUCAGAUCGUUAUUCACGCCACAGUUGAACAAACUAUCCGAGUUGUUCAAGGAAAACAACUAUGACUUGAGGAUAGCUGGUGGUGCGGUUCGUGAUCUGUUGAUGGGGAUACGUCCAGCAGAUGUAGACUUUGCGACCACUGCAACUCCUACGCAGAUGAAAGAGCUCUUCGACAAGGAACAGAUACGAAUGCUCCACAAGCGUGGCGAGGAACACGGAACUAUAACAUGUCGAAUGGAUGACAAGGAAAAUUUCGAAAUUACUACGUUGAGAGUGGAUUUAGUAUGCGAUGGGCGUCGCGCCGAAGUAAAGUACACCACCGACUGGCAGUUGGACGCUAAUAGAAGAGAUCUUACGAUUAACUCUCUUUUUCUGGAUCUGGAUGGUAAUGUCAUAGACUACUUCGGAGGCAUUGAAGACAUUCAGAAAAGAAGGGUUGCCUUCGUUGGUGACCCCACACAACGGAUCCAAGAAGAUUACCUUCGAAUUUUGAGAUAUUUCCGCUUCUUUGGCCGUAUUUCAUCGUCGGCCGAGCACGAGUGCGAGACAAUAAAGGCUAUUAAAGAGAAUAGUGAAGGAUUAGCGGGUGUCAGUGCAGAGCGUAUAUGGACAGAAAUGAAAAGACUAGUAAUUGGCCGCAUGGCUGAUCAUGUUAUACGGUGCAUGUUGGAUGAAUGCAAACUCCAGAAAUAUCUUGGUCUUCCUGAAGACACCAAUGUGGAUAGGUUCGCUCGAGUCUUCCGUAAGUAUGAAAUGCACUUGGAACCAAUGACAAUGAUAGCUUCAUUGUGCGAGACUCCAGAAGACAUUGAUCGUUUUCACAAGAAGGCCAAGCUUUCAAACGUCGAACGCAUUCUCGGUGAAUUCAUCGUGGGCUAUCGAAAGAGCGCCGAACAUGCCCUGUCGACAGGAGCGUUAGAUUGGUGGAAGGAUGUAAUAGUGCAAUUGGAAGUCACCCCUGGGCAUGAUAAACAGAAAGUAUCAGGCCUCUAUCAGGUUGUUCAACUUGCCAGGGCUGUUUGUGCUGAUGAAAAGUUGAUCAAAGAGCUCGAAUCGUGGACGAUACCAAUUUUUCCUGUGAAAGGGUUGGACUUAAUGGCAGUCGGUGUUGAACGAGGUCCCAAAAUGAAAUUAACUUUAACAUAUUUGUUCGAACUUUGGCAAAAGAGUCGAUACGAGAUGAGCAAGGAAGAACUAUUAACUCAUGCCCACGAUAACUACCGAAAAAGAGACGUCGCGAGGAGAGCUGACGAUUCAACCUCGUUCGAAGUGCAAGAUAGAAGAUCACUUCUUGUUUGUUCAAUGAAUGCUUACAAGGGAGGUGCACUGGUUGACUUACAGUAA